GGUUGUAAACAUUGGCUGCCAGCUGGCCUUGUGUGGAGAGUAGAGCCAUGGAAGGGAUACUAUAUAAAUGGACAAAUUACUGGAAUGGCUGGCAACCAAGGUGGUUUAUAUUAGAUCAAGGGGUUCUGGCCUAUUACAAGUCACAGGAAGAGGUAAACCAGGGCUCCAAAGGCUCAGUGAAGCUUUCAGCAUGUGAAAUAUUAGUACACCCGACGGAUACAAUGCGAAUAGAUAUUGUGAUUCCUUACGAGCAGCACUUUUACCUCAAGGCUCCAUCUCCACAUGAACGUCACGCUUGGUUAGUGGCCCUGGGCAGUGCAAAAGCUGGUAUUCCUCCUGCCAUACCCCAGACAAAAAUUGAAAAAGAGCAAGAACCAGAUAUUGUUAAGGCCAAGAAGUCUGAGCUCCGGCUGACCUGUGACCUCCUGAUGAAACAGGUGUACAGUGUCAAGACAGCAGCUAACAACCCUGAUGGACCUGAUCUUGAGAAACUGGAUGAAUCCACGACUUUACUAUCAGCGACAUGUGAUACCUUCAUCCAUACACUGGAGGAGUGUAUGAAGUUGUCUAACACCUCACCUACACCACAGCUCUCCGGAGACUCACCCAUUCCCCCAAUCAUCCUCCUUAAGGAAAGAAAAUCUUCCAGUACUUCCACACCAAUAACUACAAGACAGAACUCUACAGAAAGAAGGACAGAAUGAAACUGUAGCCUGUAGGAAUGUGAUGUGUGAAGAAAUUCAAAUUUUGCUGUAUAGAAUCCUGUUCAUGCCAAGUAACAUGAAGUCACCACUGCUACUUCCACACAGAUGACAUCUGGCAUUGUGAGUUUGUGUUGGCUUUCUGAGGCAGUUGCAUUUUUCAUAUUGUGUUUGAGCAUAUUAGAAGAACCCCAAGAACCAGUUGUAAACGUUUAAUCACAAACAUUUCACGCUAACACUGAAUAAUUAAAAGAUAAAUACCUCUCCUACCUCCAUGAUGAUUGAUUAGUAAACAACAGUUACAUUCCUAAAUGCCCUUUGUGAUGAAUUCAAAUAUUAAAUAGGUAAGUAACAAAUUGAAGAUUCUUUACUCUAGUAACUUUCUGCAUCAUAAUUCCUUAAGUUGGUUUAUCCUUUUGGGCACUUUAGUUGAGUUGAAUCAUUAUAGAAACAGUUAGUGUUUGUUUAGUCAUUAAAAAAUUUUGAAGAUGAUGUGAUGGAGGACUUGGUAAAACCAAAGAAAGCUAGAAAUUACAGAAAAUAUAUGUGCUAUGGAGAGAACUAAAUCUAAAAGGUAAGUCACAACAACUGCUUGGGAGAUUAUGAACAAACACAAAUUACACUGUACACCGUAUUUAUUCAUGUUGACGUUGUGAACGUGGAGGAGCGGUGAGUACAGUACGCUGGUGUCAGCUGUGUAACAUUAUUUAUCAUUCCAGUUACAGUGUCCUGAGUAUAUUUUCCAUAUUACUCUUCAAGCUUAUCUUUAUAAUGAAUGAAAUCAAAACAACUUUAUUUUUAAUAGGAAAUUAUUGCAUUUUUAUUUUUGAAGGUUGUGUUGAAAAAUAUUGCUUGUGCAGUCACUGGUUAUUAUUGAACAUAUUAUUAAAAUAUGUUCACCAUUACCAGUUCAGUAAUGAUUUUCUUAUACGAUGGGAAAUUGAUCACUAGCACACGCUUCCAUCCAACUUUUGUCAUCUUAUUUUCCUUUCCUUAAUGAAAAUAAAAAAAUAUUAAAAAACACAGGAGAGUAUGUACGGAAGGUAGAGCACUGACCUAGUGUAGUGUCUAGUGCAAAAAUUUAUAUAUAUUUUUGAUUGGACAGCUAUUACUGUUUACUGGCACCUUUUGUUUUAGUAUAUUUUGUAAAGAUUUUGUCUGUAUACAGUAUUGAGAAGGAUGUACACAGAAACACAUGGGAAAUAGUAGAGUAUAUAUUUAUUAGUUGGUAGUAAUAUUCUGAUAUUAUACUUUAUAAUCAAUUAUUACAGUACGUAUAAAAGAUAUGCAUCAAAAUUUCUCCAUGUUGAAUGUUGUUUAGAAUAUUCACUAGAGAAGUAGUAUAGUAUGUUAAAAUAUUUAUUAGUUUUUGUGUGCUGUAUAUAUUUUCCAUACACUAAAUUUUACUUUUAAAACUUUUUGGAUAUGGAGUUUGUAAGUUUUGCCUCUGUGCUUAUGUUAUGUUGUUGAGAUUAUUGUGAGAAAUGUGGUAAAACUAGUUUACGUUUUUAGGGGUCUUAUCUUCCCCAGGUAUUAUACACUGGUGAACUAUUGCUUCCAAGAACAGAUAGACUGGAAAUAUUGUCAUUGUCAACCUGAAUUGAUCUGAUCAUUUAAUGUGAACUAUUUACUGCAGGGAAGGGUCAAAGGCUGCUUCAUGUGAAUUUCAUUAGAAUUAUUCCUUAGGAUUACAUUUCAAGUGACUUAUUUUUUUAGCCUGCACAGUGCUUGUCCAGUCUCAUGCUGUAAGUAUUGGGCCAAAUUGAGCUGGAUGGGGAACAGUGUUCAUGUUUUUUUUAUCAUUAUCUGUACUGGUAUAACUGUAUUUUUUGGUGAUACUUCUCUCUUUGCUGUGUAUUGUAUUUACAAAGAAGAAACAUCUUGUUUGGCAAAGCAUGACAUACUCUACAAUGUCUGAAUAAAUAAGCUUUAAAAUCUACAUUGCGAAACUCAAAUUGCAACAUAAAUCAAUCCAUUUUGUGAUGAAUAAUUAUACUUAAGGAAUUACUGUACUUUGAAAAGAGAUUUUGAACUGUUGGAUUAAGUAGGUAAUUAGAACUUUAUAGAUUGACAUUUUACUCCAAAUGAUGUGUACUGUACUUGGUAAGUAGUGGCAAAAUGUGCUGUACUGUACUGCAUUGUUAUAGUUUACCAUGUUUUGGAAUGAACUAUAAGACAUAAAAUAACAAUGAUAUUUUGAACAGAUUUUUGUGGGAGCUAUACUAAUAAUAUGCUUUAUUGUACAGGUAUCCUUUGAUAUACAUAUGGGUGAGGCCCCCCCCCCCCACACACACACACAAAAAUUAAUUGUCAAUAUUUUCAUUGAACAAAAGAGCAUGUUGGAAAAAUUGGGUUCGGUUCCCAAUGACAAAAAUACUCCAAUAUCAUACCCCUAAAACACGAAAUUGGUUCACAAACAAGAACAAAACCUACCUAAGAAUAAAUAGUACACAACUACUGUACUCGAAUUUACUACUUAACACAUGAAAAAAAUAGUAAAAUACUAUUUAACUAUACUGUAGUACAUUACCUAGUGGGAGGGCAGUCUGGAUGGCUCACCACCACUAGGGGUGUGCUGAGUAAGGGCCUUACUCAGCAUGAUGAGGAGGAUAGUCCAAUUUCAUCACUGCUGUCUGCCAAGGACACCACAGUCCUCAGCAUGCUUGUAAAUUGUGGAUACAGUAAAAGCAGCUAGACCAAGAUCUUUCCCAAUCCUGGUAGGGCCAUCACCGCAUUCAGUGAGCAUGGAUAUGUCUUUGCGCAUUUCUCCCCAAGAUGGCUGCGCCAGCUGACUCUCGCACAUGAAAUUUGAAUUUUUGCCUGGACCCAAAUUUGUAUAAGCGGGGAGAGCUUUCGUAUCUCAAAAUAGUGGUGUCAACUAAGUAUAUAAGUACAAGCGAAUUUUCAUAUCUCAAAAGUUCAUAUAUCUAAGGAUAUCUGUACUGUACUUAAAUAUGUCAACAACUCAUUUUCUUUUUAAUAUACAUAGUUGUCAUACAGGUUUACAGUUGGAUAGGCAAGUAUAUAAACAAUGCAGUUACUGUGUACAUUUCAGCAGGAGUAUAGACAAUGAUUAUUUUCAUGGUUGUAUCGAAGAGUAUUAUAUAUAUACAAUAUAAUAUAGAUGUGUAAACAAACAGAUGCCAAAGGAGAAAGUUAUAAAGAAUUGUUAUUAAAAGUGUUGUUGGUAAUAUGUUUGUAUUAGGGCUCAAGAAUUGAAUAAUAAUGAUGUUAGGGGCUAUUUGAUUAUUUUUGUAUUGGAAAAGUUAGUUAGUUACAGUAUGGUGUGGUCUUUGUUGCAUUCAUGAUAUUUUCUUAUUGCACAAGUUUUUUGUGUGUUUUUUUUAACACAGAGAAACAUAUGUUUGGGUUUAAGGAAAUGAAUAGAUGAGGGAUUUGAAAUUUCGGUACUGUACUCAACCCAAAAGGGAUGAUGAGAUCGAGGGAGAAGAGACUGUGGCCUGUGUACUGUAACUUAUUAACCAAGACAGACCAGGAAGUCAUGAGUAAACCCAAACAUACUUAUAUUGGUUUCAUAUGCAUUGUUUAACACAUGCCCCAGAUGUUAAUUGUGCUGGUAUUUUAAGUCAGCUGCUGGUGUUUAGUGGAAAUCUAGGGGUUUUUUUCCUCCUUAAGAUUUGCCAAUAUCAUCAUAAUGUAAAAUUGUAUAAGUGAACCAUUUUUUUAUUUGAGAUACAGUAGAUGUAAACCUGAGGACCAUUUAAUAGUGAGAGUGAGUAUGUGUUAUCAUAGUGGAUGGAACCUUUUUUGAAGGAGACAUUAUAACCGUGUUAAUUACAAAGUUUCUUUAUUUGAAUAUAUUUUAUACUUUAAGGUUUGAUUUAUGUGAUGUCUUUUGUAAUGUAGAAUAAAGAUCCACAAAUAUAUGGUAUUGGAUAAUGGGGUUUUGGAAUAAUAAAUGCCUUGUGUAUAAACUGUACUAUAUACAGUAUACAGUAGUAUUGUUUAUACAUAUAUUUCAGCUUUUUGUUUUUUAUAAUAAAUGGAAAAAAUUUAGGAAUUGUAAA
Homarus americanus (American lobster) is the source of this 4729-nucleotide messenger RNA. Its product is annotated as pleckstrin homology domain-containing family A member 3-like. The transcript is spliced from 7 exons. Gene Ontology annotation, biological process: receptor recycling; endosome organization; retrograde transport, endosome to Golgi. The record is from RefSeq and is a predicted model, not a curated record. Lineage: Eukaryota; Metazoa; Arthropoda; Malacostraca; Decapoda; Nephropidae. Gene Ontology annotation, cellular component: trans-Golgi network; recycling endosome; early endosome. Bases 48 to 704 code for a protein of 218 amino acids.